AUGUCUGACGAGGCACCACGUAGAAGAAAAUUUAAAGCUGGUCGUGGAACUGGUGAUAAAGGUAAAAGUUCACUUUAUACCAAUGAAAGACGAAUGAAAAAUGAUCCAGUAUUUCAAGCAUUAGGUGCAUGUGAUGAAUUAAAUUCUUUUUUGGGAAUUUGUCGUGAGUUUGCUGGACAAAAUACUGAACUUUCUGAUGUUGAAAAUUUAAUUUCAACAUUACAAUGUUGUUUACAAGAUGUUGGGGCACAUAUAGCUACACCACAAGGAACUGGUAGUUUGAGAAAACAAAAUUUAACACAAUUUGAAGAUUGGUAUCCAAAUUUUGUUGAUAACAAAAUUGAUGAAUUUGCCGAAAAUCUUCCACCAAUCAAACAAUUUAUACUUCCAGCUGGAGGAAUUUUAGGAUCCCAUUUACAAUAUGCCAGGGCUCUUGCAAGAAAAGCAGAAAGAAAAAUGAUUGAUCUUCAUAAUGAAGGUUCAAUAAAUGAUAAUUCUAUAAAAUUUAUGAAUAGAAUGAGUGAUUUAUUAUUUGUUCUAGGAAGAUACGCAUCUGUCAAAACAAAGAGCACAGAAAAAUUGUACCUUAAACCCACAAAAAUGGAUGAUGAAACUAAUCUUCUUUGGAAAACAAGAGAUUUUUCAAAAAAUGAAACAUAA
Messenger RNA from Strongyloides ratti, 660 nucleotides. RefSeq names its product Cob(I)yrinic acid a,c-diamide adenosyltransferase, mitochondrial. NCBI's taxonomy places the organism in Eukaryota, Metazoa, Nematoda, Chromadorea, Rhabditida, Strongyloididae. The coding region runs from base 1 to 660 and encodes 219 amino acids. The record is from RefSeq and is a predicted model, not a curated record. Gene Ontology annotation, molecular function: corrinoid adenosyltransferase activity. The transcript is spliced from 2 exons.